AUGGCCAGAACCAAUGAAAGACAUUCUAUUUCGAAUGAGAGGUCCGAGAAGAGGACUGUGGUCAUUGAAAGAUUCCAUGAAGGUAGCAGAGACAGUACCGAGCCUGAUAUUAUAGUUGAUGAGUGUGAAAGGCCAGCGUCAGUGAUCACAGAGACAUCAACGUCCGGUCCACAGUGGUUGCUGUCCAUACUAUGUGAGCAAGAAACCCCUGAAACAAAGGCUGGAAUAGAUAAAGUUCCAACAAUUCUGCGGGACAUUGAAAAACACAAGGAUUGCUUUGAUCCCAUGGUGGUAUCGAUUGGUCCUUAUCACAAACGGGACAAAGAUAAAGAUGGGAAGCCAAAGUUUGAUAGAGUGGAGAAGCUCAAGGCUUCAAUAGCAAAGGAGUUCAUUGGUGGAGACAGUAAAAAAUUAUUGAAAUUUGACGAGGUUUCUCGCAAUGCAAGGGCAUAUUAUGAAAAGACUUCGACAGCAGAUUUCAGUGAUGAUCAAUUCACAAGCAUGAUGUUCCUGGACGGUUGUUUUGUUCUCCAUUUCAUUGAUUGUUUACUAAAUCAGAAGUCUGGUGAUACAAAGAUGAAGACCGAUCAAAUAGCUUUCGUAUUAAGGGACUUGUUCUUGCUGGAGAAUCAACUGCCCUUUCUGGUUCUUCAGGCAUUGAUGAGCUUCAAACACAGUGAAAAUGAAUGGCUAGUUCUCAUCCACAAAUUUGUAAAGAUACCACUUAGGCUCCAAAACAGAACAUCUCCAGAGAGGGAUGACAAACCUGCUCACCUCCUUGACCUACUCCGCAAGAAGCUCAUUGAAAUGCGUAAUGAUGAUUGGCACUCAUUUCGUUCAGUCAUUGAGCUUAAGAAAGCAGGGAUCAAGUGCAAGAAGAUCAAUGGUGGGAGCUUAAGAGAUAUUAAGUUUGAAGAUCGUUUUAUCAGUGGAGAUCUGUUCCUUCCUCAACUUUUCAUUGAUGAUUCAACAAAGCCUAUACUCUUGAACUUGGUAGCAUAUGAAGCAAGCCCUGAUGGUCCCAGUGACUAUGUGGUUGCUUCGUACAUUGUUUUACUGGAUGCACUUAUUGAUCAUCCUGAAGAUGUGAAGGAGCUGAGAUCUAAGGGUAUACUCCAAAAUUUACUUGGCAGUGACCAACAAGUGGCUGAUCUUUUCAAUGAAUUGUCAAUCAACUUGGUGCCAAGUUCAUCAGAAUAUCUUGAAGUUAAGAGAAAGAUUGAGAAGUACAACAAGAACAAGAUUUCUAUAUGGAUGACUGACUUUCGGCGGACACAUUUCAGUAGCCCCUGGACUAUUGUUGCCUUCUUUGUUGCAGGAAGUAUUAUCCUUCUCACCUUUGCUCAAACCUACUUUUCCAUAUUCCCCAGAGGCGACGAUGAAGGAGAACGGAAAGCUCCAACUCCCUCGAGGAAAAUUUACUACACUUAAUCAUGAUGCAACAACAAAUACAGAAGAGAUUGGCUAGUAUUUUGGUCACCACAAAAUAAAAUUCUCAAGCUCUCCAUAUGGUGUGCUCUUGGCUUAGGUCUGUUUGAAACUUUUUCCAGCCAUUGAAAGUACUUCUUUAUCUUCUCACUUGCAUGGAU
Molecule: messenger RNA, 1589 nt
Organism: Telopea speciosissima
Lineage: Eukaryota; Viridiplantae; Streptophyta; Magnoliopsida; Proteales; Proteaceae
Product: UPF0481 protein At3g47200-like
Exons: 2
Coding region: 1-1431 (476 amino acids)
Source: RefSeq, a predicted model, not a curated record